Dendroctonus ponderosae (mountain pine beetle) is the source of this 1100-nucleotide messenger RNA. RefSeq lists its product as uncharacterized. Lineage: Eukaryota; Metazoa; Arthropoda; Insecta; Coleoptera; Curculionidae. The transcript is spliced from 5 exons. The record is from RefSeq and is a predicted model, not a curated record. Bases 86 to 988 code for a protein of 300 amino acids.
CAAAACGGCCCUAUAAUCAAAACAGCCGUGUCUUCAACAGCCACCGUUUGCUUCUCUCAAAUCGACAAUCGACAAUCAAAUCAUCAUGAAGCUGAUCGCGAGUUUGUGCUUGUUGAUCGUCAUCGGGUGCACUGUGGCCUUUCCCAAAUCCAGAGGCGGCUAUUAUCCGCGCUCUUAUAUGAUCGGGGGCAGUUUCUAUGCCAACCCCCGCUACGCUAGGGAGGGGCCUGGAUACGAGUACCUUCCCCCCGGCCAAAUGACCGCAAUGGUAAUGGGCGACACUGUUGCCACCAACUCAUUCUCCGGCUCCCCUUAUUCCCCCACUAGGGACGUCCUGCCUGGACCUGCUGCCAUCCCGGAUAUUCAGCAGUCCGACGAAGAGCAGGUUUCUGAGCAAGUGACGCAGCGCCAACAACCCUUUGUUGUAGCCGUCCCCGAACCGGAUUCGAUCAACGAGACUGAACCGGAAGUGGAGAAGGGCGACGAGCAGGAAACGCUUUUUUCGAUUGAAGAGGGCACCACUGAGGCGGCCGCCAUCCCCACCACCAAGGCUGCACCAAUCACCACCGUUCGUGCGCCCGUAGCCCCAGCCAGGAAAGUGAAAGUGGGCAAGGCGAAGCGACCGGUGGCGCCCCCCAAGCCUGCAGCCGAAGAAGCAGAGGAAGAGAGCGAUGACGAGCCCGCCCUACCGGCAGCCUGGCCAUUUGCUGGAGUAGGCGCACGAGGUGGCUACAACGCCUUCUUCCCCAUCUUCAUUGGCGGAGCGGGAAGCGCUCGAACAAGAGCCGCUGGCCAAGACGAAGGACUCCCCGGCGCCGCCACUGCUAUUGCCAAUGCCUUCUCCACAGGCAAGGGCGGCGUUGCCACCUCGCACGCCACCUCCUUCGGCGACCCCUAUGCGGCCGCCAUGCUCAGAAACGCCGGCCUUUUCAACUUCCGGACGAAAACCGGCCGGAAACAGCCCGUGCAGGAGGAACUCGAAGAGUAAACGUAGCUGACCGGCGCCAUUUUGUUUAUAUAUAGCACAGCAGCACAACAGCGUUUGGGCGCUUAGACGACUUUAAGCGACUCCAUGUACAAAUAAAACUUUCUAAGUUCAA